Molecule: messenger RNA, 1709 nt
Organism: Candoia aspera
Lineage: Eukaryota; Metazoa; Chordata; Lepidosauria; Squamata; Candoiidae
Gene: SPNS3
Product: SPNS lysolipid transporter 3, sphingosine-1-phosphate (putative)
Exons: 12
Coding region: 225-1709 (494 amino acids)
Biological process (GO): transmembrane transport
Cellular component (GO): membrane
Molecular function (GO): transmembrane transporter activity
Source: RefSeq, a predicted model, not a curated record
AACAGGCUGCUUUUCUCAACUGGUGUGCAACCAUGUUGGAUGGAGGGGCAGCUUGGAAGUUUUGUGGCUGGUGUACAGACAGCUUUAUGCAGGAAAUGACUGAGCAGAACUAAUUUCCUCCUGUCUGAGCCAGGAGCAGAGCUGAAGCUCUUCGUAGAGCAAGCAGACAAGUGCCACACCAAGGUGUGACUUUGUGCAAUUAAUUGGCAGAAUUGACCAGGAAGAUGACUGAAGGAGUGGUCCCAGACCUGCCACCUCAAUCCCCUGCAUCUGUCAAGGCUUACGGAACCAUGGAACCAACUGAGCAACCUCAGGGCUCAUCACAGCCACCCACCAGAAGGGCUUACAUUGCCAUCGCUACACUUUGCUUUCUGAACCUCGUGAAUUACAUGGACUGGUUUAUCGUAGCAGGAGUGCUUCUGGACAUACAGAAAUAUUUCAAUCUUCAAGACCACACUUCGGGCCUGUUACACACUGUUUUCAUUCUCUGUUUCUUGUUCUCGGCUCCUGUUUUUGGAUACCUUGGGGACCGAUACAACCAGAAAAUCAUCCUCAGCAUUGGAAUAUUUUUCUGGUCAACUAUUACCCUCUGUAGCUCAUUCAUCCCUGACUCGAUGCCCUGGCUAUUUUUUAUUUCACGGGGACUGGUGGGUGCUGGUACCUCCAGUUUCUCCACUAUAGCACCCACCAUCAUUGCUGACUUGUUUGAGAAGGACCAUCGGACGUGGAUGUUGUCAGUCUUCUACAUCUUCAUACCGGUUGGAAGUGGGCUCGGCUAUAUCCUGUCAUCCGGAGUGACGCGUGCAAGUGGUUACUGGGGCUGGGGCUUCAGGGUUACUCCUUUUAUGGGAAUUACAGGCUUGAUUCUCCUAAUUAUUUUAGUCCCUGAGUCAACAAAAAAGACACUCGCAGCUGGCAAGCACACCCGAAACUCAGCCUGGUUCAAAGACAUUUCAUCUCUUUGCAAAAAUUGGAGUUUCGUAGGAUCCUCGCUGGGUGUAACUUGCAUGGCUUUUAUCACUGGCGCUCUUGGUUUCUGGAUUCCUGUGUUCCUUUACAGAGCUGAGGUUGUUUUGAAUAUUAUACCUCCAUGCAGCAAAGAACCGUGUAAAACUUACAACAGUGAGAUAUUUGGAGGGAUAACCAUAGCAACUGGCAUUUUGGGGGUCGUUGCUGGAGCAGAAGCCGGCCGAAGAUACAAGAAGAUUAAUGCCAUGGCUGACCCUCUUAUCUGUGCUCUGGGCUUGCUCACUUCAGCUCCAUGCAUGUAUUUGUCUAUUAUGUUGGCUCAGAAGAGCAUCGUAGCUGCAUAUAUUUUUAUUGCCCUCGCAGAGUUUUUUUUAUCUUUAAACUGGGCCGUUGUGGCUGACAUCCUCUUGUAUGUAGUGAAACCCUCCUGUCAGUCAACAGCACUGUCUCUUCAAAUUUUUAUGAGCCAUUUGCUGGGUGAUGCUGGCAGUCCCUACCUCAUUGGAAUUAUCGCAAAUACAAUCCAGGUGCACCAAGGAGAUUCGUUCCAUCUCUGGAAUUUCCAGAGUCUGAAGUACAGCUUUGUGGUUUGCAUUUUUGUUGGUGUCCUUGGAGGAGGCUGUUUCCUCUUGACUGCUCUUCAUAUUGAAGAAGAUUCAAAGAAAGCUGCACCACCACCACCACCACCACCAGUGCAAGAUGACCUCACCGAGAAGUUUCAUAAUUUCAGUUUCAUGUAG